AUGACUGAUGAUGGUUUGGAUCUAUCAAUGAGCAAAAAUUUAAAAGAUAUAUUAAGGCAUACCAAGGAGAGUAGUCCAUUAGCCUCCAAAAAUGUUACAAAAAAGAAGAGAAUUGAAGAUUAUAUUAGAAGAGAAAGAAAUGAUGAUAGACCAAGGGCAGUUGUAAGGUUUAUAGAUCUACGAGGAACUGAUUGUGACAGAAAGUACUACAGUAAAAUCAAGCGAUCCAUGGAAAAAGGGACCAAGCCAAAGUCGCGUGAAUUAUUGGAUGAGGAGGGUAAGAGAAAAGCAAGAGAACUCAUCAAAGAGAAACAAAAAUCAAAGACUCCACUUACUAUAACUGGUUUCAGAGUAGAGGUUGCCAAGCUGACAAAGAACCCAAAAAAAGUUCCAUCCAAGUCAUGGUUCUAUCAAAACUUCAAGGAAGAUCCAGACAAUAAGGAUAUUGUCCUCAGAAGUGGUAUAAUAACAAAUCAGUAA
Molecule: messenger RNA, 480 nt
Organism: Cavenderia fasciculata
Lineage: Eukaryota; Evosea; Eumycetozoa; Acytosteliales; Cavenderiaceae
Exons: 4
Coding region: 1-480 (159 amino acids)
Source: RefSeq, a predicted model, not a curated record